Molecule: messenger RNA, 5211 nt
Organism: Amyelois transitella
Lineage: Eukaryota; Metazoa; Arthropoda; Insecta; Lepidoptera; Pyralidae
Gene: Rab3GAP1
Product: rab3 GTPase-activating protein catalytic subunit
Exons: 4
Coding region: 81-2540 (819 amino acids)
Biological process (GO): positive regulation of GTPase activity
Molecular function (GO): GTPase activator activity
Source: RefSeq, a predicted model, not a curated record
GUCAAAGUCUUGUUGCGAGACCAGCUGUCUGUAUAUUUCUCUUGUUUAAUUUAAGUAGGUAAAUAAACAUAAAAAAAAAGAUGAACGAAGAAAUAGACGAAUAUAUUUACCACCAGGACUUUACUACAGUAUCCGAGUGGGAAGUAUUCAUUGCACGGAUAGAGGAGAUUCUUAAUGAGUGGAAGGUGUCUAAAUCAAAAAUUUCUAAUCCUUCAGCAGAAUACACAAAGAAGUGGGUGUGCAAAAGUGAAGAUUUCAAUUUUCAAGGCCUUAGUUUUGUGCUGUCUUAUCAUAGCUUGGACCCCGUUGAUAAAAGUAAAGGCGAACAGUCCAAUGACAAAACAUUACGUGAAGACAUACAAAAGGGACUGUGGGUAGCUACAUCCCACUUUAUGGACGAUAGUGACGGUAGUCCAUUCCCUGUGUCUAAUUGGUUUGGUUUAAAAAGAUAUCUCAUGCUUUGCCCGAACUCUCCUAUGUUGGAUGGCAGUUUAAUUAAGCUGGUUAUGAGUUCUGUAAAUAUUGCAUUUGCAAAUGUUGAUUGCGGGCUGCCAUUGUUUGUAAAAAUCAGAGAGCAUUGGCAACAGAGCUAUUUAGGAUUUUAUGAGGAUAGUGAAUACAAAACAAGUUUUGAUACUAUCCAUCUGAAACGCAUAUCAAAUCAAUGCUCCCAUCUCAGUGGUCUUACAAGCUUAUUUAAGUCUAAAAUUGCUUCUCCUGUAGCACUGGAUGCGGUGGUAGCAUCUGCUAAGUAUUCGUAUGAAUUAAAAGACUGUGAUGCAUUUGUUUGGAAAAGGACUAAUCACACUAAUGAGUUCCUGUCUGUGGACGGUUUUGAUGUAAAAAAGUUAACUGAAUUGCCUUUUGGUUCUGAUAAGAAUCCUAUACAUAGUGUUUUAUUGAAUGCAAUUUGGCCAAAGUUCCGAGAAUGCACUAUAAUUGAAUCAUCAAGUUAUUCUGACAUUGAUCCUUUAAUGGCUCCUUCUUGGACUCUGACACUUAAAAUGAGGGAUAAGAUUGAUUGUCAAUUAUCUGAGACUAUAUCUAAAAUGAUGGAUUUACUUGGCAAUGAUAAUCUUUUAAUGGACACCCUAGGUCUGAGUAGAAGUUUAGGGUUGGUGAAUCCACUGCACAAAAUCACUGAAGCACCCAUAACUAUUUCAAAACUGGUGAAGGCUGCCAUAGGCCAGGGGUCUAAUAUCUCUGAGUUCAAAGGCCCAAUAUCUGAUGACUUGUUGAUGCCACUAUUGUAUUAUGUGUUUCCUGAUGCUGUUGAGGACAGUACUUUCAUUUACCCUCAAAAGUUGGAGGUUGAAUUUAAGUCCGAUGGAGGUGAACCAAAAUUAUGUGGCUAUGUGAAAACAAGUCCAGAGGGUGGUCUGGUGUGGAGGCUGUCGGUGACGGCUGCCCGACUCCACGACGCGGGAGGAUUGUCGUACUUGGCACACCUCUGGUAUGAAUUUACUCAGGAGUUGCAGUACAGAUGGGAGCACCGGAUAUUUGUGCCAGGAAUCGCAAAAGGAACACCGAACGCUCGAACGUGCCUUCUUCACCAGAAACUCCAAUUGUUGAACUGCUGUAUCGCGCGGGCAAAGGAAAGCGCGGCGGGCGAGACCGCCAAUUCGAAGAGCAACUCGUCCGAAGACGAGUUCUAUGACUGCUCUGAAGGUGACGAGGCGAGUGACCAGCCUCUUUGGGAUAGACCUGUCGGGAGACUACAUAGACUUGGUGAAGCAACCCUUAAAAACGGAUCUCCGCUCUAUGUGCCUCUUACUCAGGAUCCGGCCCCAAAGACCGAAGACCAACUGGAAGAAGACGCCGAGCUGAUGGUUCGUCUUGGAGACGAUGCUAGAGCUUCAGAGCUACGAGCGCGAAUGAUGAGCGCCUCCUUACUUUCUGACAUGGAGGCCUUCAAGGCCGCAAACCCUGGUGCAGAGCUCUGUGACUUUGUUCAGUGGUACUCCCCACGAGACUGGAAACCGGACGAUGGCGGUGCUUUAGGCGAUCGAAUGUUACUACCAGGGAAUCCCUGGGUAGAAACUUGGAGUGUGGCUCGUCCCGUUCCCGCAGCAAGACAACGUAGACUAUUCGACGAGACCCGAGAAGCAGAACAAGUCCUUCAUUUCUUACGUUCUCGAAGUGUCAGUUCGGUAUCAGAACUCUUACUACCAGCUAUACUCAGAGCAGGCGCGUCGAAAGCGGUGGAAGAAGGGGUUCCGGGUGGUAGCACAUGUGUCGGUGGAGUAGACAAGAGACGCACUUUUGAGAUAGCUGCGCGGGAGAUUUACGAAGCUGAGAAAGAGGCAUGCAGGUCCCUGUGUGUUCGUGCUGUGUUUGGGGGAAGCGAUGAAGGGAAGCCGCUAGAUGUGGAAGGGAGAUCGAGGAUUCUGAAGGCGGCCGGCGGAGCCCUGCCCCCGCCGACUCGGCGUGAGUUUACCCUCAGGGUGGAAGAUUCUAUCGCCCCCCAAGUGAUGCGAGCCGCUCUUGCCACAGAUAUGACCAUUAUAGGAGCCUUCACCGAGAAAAUUGUGUGCUUGUAGCAGUUCUCGGGUCUGUAGAGACACGUCUUACUAUGCAUUUCGGACGUUUUAGUGUAGUUUCUUAAUUAAUAUAUUUUAAUAAGUGGUGUUGAAUUGUUGAUAGUUUAUCAGUUUUAUAAAUUGGGUCGUUAAAUUUUAAUGUACAUAUUCAAUUAUCGUGCAUGUUAGACUAAGUAAAGUAUGUCAUGUUAUUAGAUAUUUAGAAAUAAAUGUCUUUUGAACACGUAGGUUAAUUUAUGAGGUUCGCUAGCAUUCUUAAGUUUUUUUUUUCAAUAUUUAUACAUAUACUCUUAAAUAUGCAAUGAUUAGGUUUGCUUGGUGAAACUCUUUUGUCCUUGAUUCGACCAAUUAUUCGAAGAAAUUAUACGGAUCAAUUUAGUCGUUUUAUAUAGGAAAGUUUAUUCAUUUCACAGUCCAGAACUCCAGAGUCAUACAUAAAAACAAUCAUAAUUUUGGUGUAAUUCCUUCCGGUCAAAUAUUGAAGACAUGAUUCAGUGAAUGCUUGAAAAAGGGUCCUCAUUGUCAUUGUCAUGUUUAAUUUAUAAACCGUAACCCGGCUACAGAUGUUAUGAGGGUUUUGAAAUAAUGCAUACCAAUAAUAUGUGAUUGUUGAAGCGAACUAACCCACUGAUACCUCAAUUAUUCAAACCGAAACUGAGUGUUACAUUUACACCUUAGACAUGUUCGGGACUUAUUGUGACUACGAGUAUCAUUGAGUUAAGUGUGUAGAAUCUCAUGCGUUAAAUAAAAGAACUUUUUCGUUUAUCUCACGAACCACAAAGGAUAAACAAAGGUCUAUUUUACCGUCUAAUUCAAAGUUACAGGGAUCAGUUUUAUUUGCGGGUUUAUGCGUGUCUCAUUGGCGUUAAUGAAAUAAGGCAGAAUAUACGAGCAGUCGCCUCAUCUUUACGGAACUCGUGAGCGGACUCUUGACGUCAUAUUUGUGAUCCUUGUGCUAUCACUGGCCGCGUAUCACUGUCUUCGCGGUAGAAUCAAAUCACCGGGGCGUAUUUCAGUGCUAGCGGUAUAUUGCGGUGUCAAUUUGAUGAACGGGUGUGCGGUGUUCUUCCGAGCGCGUAAUGUAGGAGUGGGCGCGAGGCGGUCGGUCAGCUCGUGGAAGUCGCGGCGCAUGCGCGCGGCAGGCGCGGCCGGGAGCCUCGCGAGAUCGCUCAGUGGCGCGGCGGGAUGGCCGGUCGAUUCCAGGGCGCGCGCAAAUACUCCAUCCUCUGCAAAACCGAAUGAACCGUAAAUACUAUGUAAAUCUGUUUUAAUCUUUAAUACCAUAUAAGGAAUGUUAAUAGUUGUAGUGACUUGUUGCAACUAUUUGUUCGGAAAUCAGCGAUAGUUUCUCGGACCGUAGCCGGGGUAUUUAUGACAGAAACAUGGGACAUAUCUGGACACCUGUCAUUUGAUAAGAAAGCUCUCAUUGGAAUGGAUUUUGAUAAUCCCCGUGAUUAGGUCAUUAUUAAUUAGUGUACUCAGUUGUGACUCUGGUAUGGAAAUUGUUUAAAAUUCCUUAUAUCUCUACUGUCUGUUAUGUGCUGUUAAAAAACUGAAGCAAGCAAUAUGAUGAAUAUACCAUUGGAUCCAGCAAAGGUGAGUGGGUAUACCUACUUAGUAUGUAUAUUUUUUCUUUUAAAUUAAUAAAAAAAAUUAAAGCUAGGUAAGACAUAAAUAUUACUUUCCAUGUUUCAAUAUAUAUUAAAAAUAAUAAUGUCAAUUUGAGGUGGGCUUAGAUUAAUUUAGCAUGUCGGUACUGAAUAGCAUUGUUGAUUAUACUGUACUUGUUAUCGACUAUUGUUCAGGUAUUAGAAAUAACAUUUUGUGACUUAGGUACUACUAAAUUUUACGGAAGAUAGUCGGUUAAUUAUUUAAAUCUAACUUAUGAAAAAUUGCCGCUUGUUUUAUAAAAUCUUAAGAAAUGUUGCCGAUGUAGUUAUAUUUGUAGAUAACUUCUGUAAGAAUCUUGUUACGCUUGUCGCCUUUGUAAUUUUUUAAAUUAAACUCGGAACAUUCCAUGGAUAUAAUUUAGGUACCUAAUCAAUAUGUCAUCGGUUACUAAAUGCAAAAGCACUACCAAAACUAUAAUAUAAAAAUGAAAAAUGGCCUGUUGUUUUUUAAGAUAUCCAAAUCCAGCAGAAGAAAAUUAAUAUCUUUAAUAUUAUUCUUUAUUAAUACCUAUCUCAAAACUAUUUUUCCUUGGAGGGAAUCUCUCCUUGAUGAUGAUGAUGGAUUUUUAUAAGGAGAAGAAAAAAGAGUAAUAUUAUGAUUUUUGAUGUAUCAGUUUGCAUUUGAAUGCCUUUUUUGAUCGAAAGCCUAACUGACAUGAUGGUUAAUACUUAAGUUAUAUCUGAUGGUAAUCACUUCACCGCAUUUAAGCCAAGUAUUUAGGUAGGUACGUACGAAUGAAAGCGCCCGCUUAAAAAAGUAUUUUAGCUAAACAUCAUGUUACGUAUCAUUAGGGCGCAUAUCGACUUUUUUCAAAAUGUAAUAGACCUUCUUCAUAUUUGCAAGGCUUAACUACUGACUUUAAAUUUUAUUUGUCAUGUAGUCGUUAGUUUUAUAUCUGUCAAGAUUUCCGUAACUACUUUAUAUACUUAUAUUAUCAGAAUGAGCGUAAAUGACACGAAAUUUUGUUAAGAUUACAUUAAAUUGAACAUUUUGUUAUUCA